UUGGCAUAUUUGUCCAGUGCCACUGGCAAACCAGUGGAACGAGUUAUUCUUAAAAAUUAUAAAUGUUUAGGUGCGAUUCUAUCGAGAAUACGUUUGGAUUUUCGAAUAACACUCUCUCGAAAGAAGAAGAAGAUUUUCCUCUUGCAUUCGAUUUUAUACAUAUUGAGUGCCUUCUUUCAUCCGCAAAACAUUUAUUGCAUUGCUGUCGACAGUUCUAAAGAUAUUCAAUUAUUAACAACAUUGCAGAAACUAUCAAAAUGCUAUCCAAAUAUAAUCGUAACGGUUCAUUAUCAAUUUUCUGAUAAAAAGUUCUUAUCAAGUUGUAAUAAAUUCUGA
This is a messenger RNA of Dracunculus medinensis (Guinea worm), 336 nucleotides long. Lineage: Eukaryota; Metazoa; Nematoda; Chromadorea; Rhabditida; Dracunculidae. The record is from the annotation of a GenBank genome assembly.